CUGGUUCGGACUCGCCGCCGACACGACCCAUGCUCUUGUCCCUGGCAAUCGUUGUCGCGUCCCUAGCCGAAGCGGCGGCGCACACCAGCCUCGAGUUCUCGGUGCCGCGUGGCGCUUGGUGGCAGGGCAGCGUUCGCGCUACCAUCGUGCGGCCAGAGCGAAAGGCGACCGGCAUCGCCGUCGUGGCGCACUGCACGCUCUGCUGGGGCGAUUGGUACCCACACCUCGAGAGGCUCGCAGACACCCACGACCUGAUGAUGGUAUUCUUGCACAGCGACGUCAUCGACUCUCCACGCCACUUCUUCGACUUCUCGAACGGCGCCCCGCACACGUGGUUCUCCGGCUACGGGGAGGACAUGACCAAGGUCCUGCACACCGUGCGCGACUCGGCGAACGAGUUCGGGUCGGAGCUUUACGGCACCCUCUUGCCGGCUGCCCCGGCCGUGGCCGUCGGCCAUUCCCUCGGCGGCGCGGGCUCGCUCAUCGCCACGUCGAGAGACGAGGACUUUGAGGGCGCGUUCGUCAUGUCUCCCUGCGUGGUGCACAGCGAGACGCUCGCGUCCAUCUCCAAGCCAAUCAUGGUGCUCUCGGCGACCGAGGACGGCAUCUGCCCCCCCGCCCGAACGGCGCGCCCGUAUUACGCAGCGCUUUCGCGUGCGCCGGAGCUCUACUACGCCGAGAUCGUGGGCGGCACCCACUGCGCCUUUAUGGACGUGUCAGGGACCAACUGGGAGGCAGGUGCGCGGCUCGGUGCCGUGACGGUCUGGCCGGAGGCGGGAAGCUUCGCUGAGCCCUCUUCCCGGAUCCCUACAGGUGCGCAGCUCGGCGUCGCAGAGGCGGCCGGAGGCGCCUGUCGGCUGGCGGAGCGAGGCGUGGGCCUUCUGCUGGGCGCGCCGCCGCCGGCGGAGACGCUCGAGAAUGACGCGCAGCGCGCGACAACAGCACGACUCGCGGGCCUCUUCUUCGAUGCCCUGCUGGGCACCGCCGCCGAGCGUAGCGGCGCCGGCGCGGGCGGCGGGCUCGGCCCCUGCCCGACCGAGAAGCCCCUGUCCGCGAGUGCGCCGUGCCCGCCAGCCGGCUCCGGACGCGGCGCUCUGCUGGCUGCGCUCGCGGCGGACGAGGCUGCCGGCUUGCUGAGCAACGUGCAGUCCGCGCUCGGAGCCCGCGAGGAGUCACCGGCGCCCGAGGGCGCGCACCUGGCGAGCCAGAACUACCUCGCCCUUCUCCAGGAGUGCCUCUGCGUCUAGCGGAGGCCGGCUGAUAGCUCCUCGAUGCACCCCAUAUGAAGGCCAUUGUUUGUGACAUGAGGAGCGAUCGGCGUAUGACGAUCCCGUCGGGUUGGCGGUUGCAUGAACCCCUUUGCGCGAGUGCGGACGAUAUCAAAAAAAUGACGGGAGCAGCAC
Messenger RNA from Emiliania huxleyi CCMP1516, 1403 nucleotides. RefSeq lists its product as hypothetical. The record is from RefSeq and is a predicted model, not a curated record. Bases 30 to 1247 code for a protein of 405 amino acids. The transcript has 2 exons. NCBI's taxonomy places the organism in Eukaryota, Haptophyta, Isochrysidales, Noelaerhabdaceae.